Molecule: messenger RNA, 882 nt
Organism: Neoarthrinium moseri
Lineage: Eukaryota; Fungi; Ascomycota; Sordariomycetes; Amphisphaeriales; Apiosporaceae
Exons: 5
Coding region: 1-882 (293 amino acids)
Molecular function (GO): acetylpyruvate hydrolase activity
Source: RefSeq, a predicted model, not a curated record
AUGGCGGCCCCCUCUUUCAAGCGGCUUGUACGCUUCGUCCCCAAAUCAGAUGCCUCGAAGGUUCUUUUGGGCGAGCCUGAGUCGGAGAGCGUGGACGUCGGCGAAGCGCUCUGGAAUGGCCAGGAGGUUACCGUCAAUGUCUUCUCUGGCACAUCAGUCCUGGCAGCGGGAUCGGCGACCGGCCAGAAAGAAGUCAUUGACAGGGUCCUAUCACCGCUCGACAGCAGUGAAGUCGGUACCAUUCGCUGCAUUGGUCUGAACUAUGUGCAACAUGCACAAGAAGUCAAAGUGGCGUUGCCAGAGGUGCCGACUCUCUUCAUGAAGCCCAGCACUGCCCUCGCAGACCCGUGGCCAGCCAAAACCGCCCUGCCGAAGCUCACACAAAAGGACGACUGUGGCGACUACGAGUCCGAGCUCGCAGUCAUUAUUGGCAAGACGUUCAAGAACGUGUCCGAGGAGGAUGCCAUGGACUAUGUCCUAGGCUACACCGCUGCCAACGAUGUGUCCAGCCGUGCAGCCCAGUUCGCGCAGUCGCAGUGGUGCUUUUCCAAGAGUUUUGACGGUUCAUGUCCCAUUGGACCGGUCCUUGCAUCCAAGUCUGCCAUCCCAGAUCCAUCGAAGCUAAAGUUACAGGGCUCGAAGAACGGCGAAGUCUUGCAGAGCUGCGGGCUUGACGACUUGAUUUUCUCCAUUCCCAAGUUACUGAGCUUCAUUUCGCAGGGUUCAACAAUACCCGCGGGUACGGUUAUCAUAACCGGCACUCCAGCGGGAGUGGGCGUGGGAAAAAACCCCAAGGUAACACUCCGGGAUGGAGAUCGGUUUGACGUGAAGAUCACACCGCAUAUUGGGACCCUCAUUAAUGUAUUCGAGAACGAGGUAUGA